Molecule: messenger RNA, 4601 nt
Organism: Caenorhabditis angaria
Lineage: Eukaryota; Metazoa; Nematoda; Chromadorea; Rhabditida; Rhabditidae
Source: the annotation of a GenBank genome assembly
AUGGGGGACGAGGAUGGCAAUGAGAAUAAUGUCGAUGUUCUUAAAACUCUGAGAAAAUCAUCAUCGGCUCAAUCAUCAAGCUUGCAAUCGGAUAUUGUUCAAUUUGAGGCUAAACAUAUUGAGGAGUAAGUUAUCGAUUUAUUAUCAGAUGAGAAGAGUUCAUUAAUGCUAGUCACACAGCUAUUGUGAUAGACUGAGACCCACGAAGCCUCUUGAACUUGAACAAGUUCAGGAGAUAGAGAAAUAUUGAGAGAAAAUCCUACUGAACGCAAAAGUGCGUCGCAGUGUUUUCACACACCAAUCCGCGGUAUUUUUUCUUGAGUCCUUCCAUAAUUAUCUAUUUUUCAAGCUUCUAGUAAAACCGAAAUAAUUUGUUAACCACCUUCAACAUAGUUCUAACAUCAACUGAAAUCUAGAACAAUCUUUAGCCCUUCCCUUUUCAUAGGUUUCACAGUUUUUGCAGCAGUGUUAAUAUUCUUUUUUUUUCUGAAAACCAGUUCCCCAAUAUUCAUUGAAAAAAAUCUGAUUGAAUUUCCGCUUCUGGAAAUGAAAAUUGAUGAGAAACCGCAUGACAUGACAACAACAAUCGUUGGCCAACCAAAAUUCAAAGUUCGAAAUAUCUAUUUCUAUUUACAGUAAAUUCUUUCUCUCUCCGAUUCUCGCGCAAAAUGAUAAAAACAUCAAUGUUUGGUUAUAUCAAACGAUGAAUUAUCUCUCAUAGUAUCAAACCAAAGAAAAUAGAAUAUUAAAAACCGUUGCGGUUUCGAAGUUAAAUGAUCACACUUCUAUUAAUAGAGUCAUCGAACGAUUAUCUUUUUUUUCAAUCCAAUGUAUCAACGGAGAAUAAUAUCGAUGAUAUAUCAUUCUAUUUCCGGUAACAAAAAAUUCUUCCCUUGACAAAAAUAAAUACAUUGAUAAGGUGAAAUUAACAAAAAAAAUAAUAUCGAAUCAGAAGACAAUUCUAAAUUCGUGCACUCUGGAAACAUUGUAAAAAUAGUAAUAAAAUAAUAAAUAAACAACCGAUUAUUUAUGAAUCAUUAAUACACAUGUCGAAUGUAGAUUAUAUCUCGUAAGAGAGAAAGUUUUCGUAUAGAAAUUUUUUGUGAACUUUGCAUUUAGGUCAACCUAACUUCUCGUGUAUACAUUUCUUUUAAAUUAUAAAUGGUUUAUCCGCCGGUUCGGAUUAAAGUUCCAAUAUUUAAAUGGUAUAUUUGUAUUUUCCCUAGGAUGUAGAACUUAUUCAAGUUUUAUAAUUUAUGAAUUUUGCAGGUCUCGAGAUCAUGGAGAAAAUAAAGAUUUACUGCAUCCGGGAGAAGAAAAUGAAGAGGAAAAGAGUACUUUUAAUUUACACGAAGACUAUGGAGACGGGUUAUAUGAUGAUUCAUAUUUAGUUGAUCAAAAGCCGAUGAGAAAAGAAACUACAUCCGAGUUCUUUAAUCGUAAGAAACUCGUUGAAUCUCAUAGAAAACGAAUUAAAAUUAAUUUUAGGUCAAUAUCAUAAUAUUGUGCAUUUUUUUGUUGAAGACUGGUUUAUUUCUGCAAUGCUUGGAACUAUUACUGCUAUUUUAUCUAUCACUAUCGAUAUUGCUAUUGAAGGACUUGUUCAUUGUGAGUUUAAGAUCCAAUUUAUAACCAGAUUUAUACGCGAAAUAUUUCAGUGAAACAUGAUAGAUACAAAAUCCUUGUAGCAAACGCCAAUUAUUAUGGAUUUAUUUUUUGGGUUUCAUUCACAUCGAUUCUUGUAUGUGCUGCAUCUUUUGUUUGUCAUGCAAUAAGUAAAGAAGCAAUUGGAUCCGGUAUUCCACAAGUCAAAGUUAUUAUUCAUGGUUUUACACUUAAAAACUAUUUGUCUCUAAAAACAUUAGUUGCAAAAAUCAUUGGAAUAACAUUGGUGCUAGGUUCUGGAUUACCAGUUGGUAAAGAAGGACCGUUUGUACAUAUUGGUGCAAUUAUUGCAACACUUUUAAAUCGAAUUACUGCAGCAUGCCAAUUAACAUCAUUUUUCUCGAAUGAAGGAAGAGCGAUGGAAAUGUUGAGUAUUGGAUGUGCUGUUGGAAUUGCUUGUACAUUCUCAGCUCCAAUGGGUGCUGUAUUAUAUGGUAUUGAAUCGACAUCCAAAUAUUUCGCAGUCAAAAAUUAUUGGAGAUCAUUCUUUGCAACAACUUGUUCUGCUCUUAUUUUCCGUUAUAUUCUUGCUGAAAUGGAUCAAACAACAGGUUAGUUGUUUCUUUCUGUUUGAAUCUCUAAUUCUAUUUGUAGAUGGAACCAUUUAUGCUUAUUAUCAAACGAAUUUCCCGCAUGAUGUAUUUGUGAGUAUGGAACUUGGAUUCUUCGUUCUUCUUGGAGUUUGUACUGGUCUUCUUGGAGCUCUGUUUGUUUGGUACCACAGACAAAUCGCGUUGUGUUUGAAUAAUGAAUUCUGUAAAAAACAGUAAGUUCUACCUGUUUUUUCUAUCAAUCCAACCUGUUUGAUUUCCAGUUCUAUUUUGAUAACAACAAUGUGCGCAGUUAUAUUCGCAGUGAUUUCUUGUCCAGAUUUUAUUGGGCAACAUUUUGCCGGUGGUUUAACUUUCAGAGACAGUAUAAUCGACUUCCUCUCAAAUUGUUCAAUUACUUUGGAAGGAACUAACUACAGUGGAUUUAUUUGUGGUGAAGAAACACAAAAAAGAUGGGCUGGAAGUUCAGGAGAAUCUCAUUUACAAACAUUAAUUCUUUAUUUCUUGGUUUAUGUAAGUUUACCAACUAUAAGUAAUUCUGAUUCUGUAACCUCCUGUAUUCAGUUCUUGGUUGUUCCAAUUUGUAUCAGUCUUCAUAUUCCAUCUGGUAUGUUCGUUCCUUGUUUCGUUAUUGGUGCAUGUGGAGGAAGAAUUGUCGGAGAAAUACUUGCUGGAUCAACAUUUUAUAAAAGAAGCAUAAUUUAUCCUGGAUUAUAUGCUGUGGUUGGAGCUGCUUCAUUCACUGGUUCAGUUACUCAUUCAUUAUCGAUUGCUUUGAUUGUUUGUGAAACAACUGGACAACUUUGCGCAUUAUUGCCAGUUUUGGUGAGUUGUUAACGUGUUUUUGUAUGUUUGAAAAGUAACAAUUUCAGAUUGCAUUGAUGAUUUCAAAUGCUAUUUGUUCUUUCCUUCAACCAUCUAUUUAUGAAUCAAUCAUCAAAAUUAAAAAUUAUCCAUAUCUUGCUGAUCUUCCACCCAGUCGUGUUUCUGUCCAUCAAAUGAAAGUUGAUAGAAUUAUGGUUAAAGAUUUGGUGUUCAUCACAAGAAAUACAACUUAUCGAGAACUUCGAGAGAUUCUACUAAUGAGUGAUAAACGUAUUCGAUCGUUCCCAUUUGUUACAGAUAAUGGUAUGAGAAUGCAAAAAUUAUAAGUGUAUGAAAUUAGUUUUAUUUAGAAUCUAUGACUCUUUUGGGAAGUGUUGCUCGGAAAUAUUUGAACUACUUGUUGGAAAGAAAAAUUGGCCCAGAACAAGAAAUGUUUUCAAAAAGAAGGUGAGUAUUAAAAGCUUCAAUUAUUCUAUCUUUUCAUAUUCAGAACUCCAUCUUUUAAACAGAAACUUGUGUAAGUUGAAAUGUAUUUGAAUAUGAAUAUUUCCCCACUCCCAGCAUGUUUCUGAUUUUGAGUUCAACCCACCAACACUUCUAGUUCACGUAGAUAGAACAGUUUUGGUUGAUUUUAAUUUCUGUCAAUUUGUUGUCAAUAAUUUCAGAAGUCGCACUGCAUCAGAAUUGUUCAACACUAUUCAAAAUUUAAGGUGUGUUUGUGAAUGCAACUUUUUUUCUUUUCUUUCCCUAUUCACGCAUAGGAAAUAUCUAACAAUAGAUAUAGAUAUGCAUGGCUUUAGAUGACCUUUUAACCGUUCGCCCUUAUUCAGAAAGUAUUCUAGACGUGGAUCUAAUUUGGGCGUGAAUGGAUCUGCUCAUAAUAAUACACAUCAGAUGUUGACAGAUAGAAAUAUUUCUGGAAAUACUCUUUUACCACAAUCUCCACUUCAUGAAGAUCAGGUAAUUCAGAAAUUGAAUAUGGAAAAAAUUAAUUAUAAUUUAAUUUGAAGGGAGAUCGUAGUCCAUUGGCACCAUUAUUAUACUCUCAAAACACAUAUGAACCAGUUUGUUAUUCAUUACAAAAACGAAAUGAGAUUUUAUCAAUGAAAUUGGAUAUGUUGGAUGUUGCAAUCGAUCCAGCACCAUUCCAACUUGUUCCAGGAACAUCUCUCUACAAGGUAUUUUUAGUAUGAUCUUACGAAAUUCAAAUUAUUACUGAUUUAUAGGUCCACACCUUAUUCUCUCUUUUGGCUUUGAAUCAUGCUUAUGUUACUGAAAAAGGUCGACUUGUUGGAGUUGUUGCUGUUUCUGAUCUUCGCCGCGCUUUGAAUGAUAUUUACAGUCGAGGAGCUGUUGUGCCAAAACAACGAAUUCGUACAUCAACAUUCAGAUUGAAUCCAGAUAAUGAUGAAGGUAAAGAACACCGAAAAUCAUCAAAAUUAAAAAACUAAAAAAUUUAUAGAUGGAGAAGUUGAUUCAACUGAUACAACUACAAAUGCUGAUACGAUUGACUUGAAAAAACCACGUGUUACAAUUGAAAUUCCAGAUGAAGAUAAAUAA